UCUGUGGGGUCCGUACUUGUGCUGCAUCUUUACUGUAGUAGUUUGUCGAAGACUGCUGCGAUCGAUUGAAAAUUCUAUUAAGGCGUCAUCAAACCGUUUUUAAUGGACCCUCGUAUGAAUAUGUUAUCUUUUGGGSGAUGUGUAGUACAAUAGCACAAAAUGUGUUGCCGACAAGAUUCAUUAGGACGAUCGAGUAUAAACUGACCUUGGACCUUGACGUAGACACGCACUUCAAGUUUAGCCAGGUUCUGUCAGAAAUAGCAUACCAGCCUGACUUUCAUCCCGCGCUCAUCUAAUCCGGCAAGUAAACAAGGAGUAAACCGGCCGGCAGGCCAUGUUCGCAGACCUUCUACCUCUGACUAUUCUGAGACUAUAGAUUAAAAUCUAUAGUCUCAAUUUCAUCGGUAGGAAAUAUAAAAUCGCAAGUUGGGCGUAUGGAUAACAAAGAUAAAGACCUUUAAGCAGUAUGCAGUGAUGACAGCUGGGAUUUAGAGGUUCACUCUGCUGCAGCCACAAGAGUUGUACAUUUACUCUUGAAGCUCGAUAAUUCUCAAAAACACUCAAGAAAAAUAUAACGGAAUGGCACCCCAGUCAAUMGAUCACAUUCUCACACAAGUUGGCAGUCUUGGAUUUUAUCAAAUUAGGCUGYUAUUUAUACUGAGUUGGGUGCUUUUGUUCAACGUUGGAUAUCCCUAUCUUUUGCUAACAUUUUUGAUCAUUGAACCACCAUGGAGAUGUGUUWCAAACAGUUCAGUUUGUGGGAUCGUAGGGAAUAUUAAGCCAGCUGAUAAUGAUUAUCAAUUUCGAUGUUCUAUUCCAAGGCAUGAAUGGGAGUUUACUGGAGAAAGGAGCACUGUUAUAACAGAGUUUCAGUUGAUCUGUGACAGUGCCUCGUUGGCUGUAGUUGCUCCAACGCUGUUCUUUGUUGGCACUUUGGUGUCUGACUGCUUUUGYGGAAUUCUCUCUGACAAGAUUGGUCGGAAGCCUGUGAUGAUAGUKUUUGGAUUCUUUGUUGCUAUUUUCUCCUUGGGUGCAGCUUUAGCAAAGAGUUAUUGGCUUUACUCUUUGUGCAGAUUCUUUGUAGGCCUUAGUUAUUCAUCAACCUUUAUUCCCAUGUAYACCUUGAGUACUGAAUUUGUUGCWGUUGCUCAGCGUCAUAUUUCUGGGACUGUUAUUUGGUGUAGUUGGUCACUUACUGUCAUGUCAUUGGCUGGCCUUGCUUAUUACUUUAAAGACUGGCGGCAUCUGACUUUAGCCGGAGCUGUACCUGCAUUUCUUAUAAUUACUUUUUGGUGGUUUACUCCCGAGUCAAUAAGGUUCCUCCUUUUAAAAGACAAAACAGCUGAAGCUAGGAAAACAUUGAUGACAAUUGCCAAGACAAAUAGACGUGAAUACCCRCCUGGCGAGACUCUUGAUGGUUUGGUGUUUACUAAAGAACAAAGAAAAGGAAACUUUUUUGAUUUAAUCAGAACCAGAAAGAUGUUGCACAUAACAGUUUCUGUAUUUUUUAUUUCGCUCACAGCAACUGUGGUAUACUUGGCAGUCACCAUUACUUCACCAUCUCUUGGUGGGAAUAUGUACCUCAAUGUAUUUAUCAUGGGUAUUAUUGAGAUCCCUGCUAAUUUCAUUUGUAUGGUGGUUAUUAAAAGGUUGGGCAGAAGGAAAGUGAUUGCAAUUAGUUUGAUUGUUGCUGCAACUGGUGCAGUUCUUGUAAUACUCCUUACAAGGUACGAUCCAGGAAGUUACCAAGGUUUUGCAAUAGGUAGGGUCUCAACAUCAGCACUAGCAAAGAUGGCAGUUUCAGUUGCAUACAUCACUGUGACCAUGUUUGCUUCGGAGUGCUACCCAUCAGUCAUAAGGGGUACAGGUUUUGCAGUCUCCAAUGCAGGAGUUGAUAUUGGUGGUAUUAUUACUCCUUUUAUCAUAAAAUUGGAUCACAUUAGUCCAUUGAUUCCAUAUGGUUUUAUUGCUGGGGCUGCACUACUUUCUGGGAUUUUAUGUUUAACUUUGAAAGAAACUGGUGACAAACCAACCAGGGAAACACUAAAUGACAAAGACUGGACAGAAUCAUGUCUGGCUGAUACAACUGAAGGGGAAUUCUCUGAUGAGAUUAGAGAAACAGAUGUAUAGGAAAUUAUUUAAAUUAAUAUAAAUGUACAGGGUAUAAUUAACUUAUAUUAGCAGUUUUUUAAAGUUUAAAUCAAAAAUUAUUAGUACAUAAUAUUUAAUAGGGCAAGGAACAGCAGAUUUAGUAAUUUUUUUUAGUUUACCUUAAAAAUUAAACUAGUCGCUUACUCUGUCCAUAAAAUUAAAUCGCAUUACAUAAUAUAAGUUCUUAUUAAAUUUAUGACUAUUUGUUCAUUCUUAGAUAAUUAUUGUUUACAUCUCAUAUUUUGGUACGAAGACUGUUCAAGUUCAGGGAUAGUGACCAAAUAUAAUGUUAGGAAGUAACUAUUUAGAUAAUUAUUAUUUCAUGGACAUUGUGAAAUCACAAUUUUUAA
Messenger RNA from Exaiptasia diaphana, 2501 nucleotides. RefSeq names its product organic cation transporter protein. The transcript is spliced from 12 exons. The coding region runs from base 580 to 2130 and encodes 516 amino acids. Gene Ontology annotation, cellular component: membrane. Gene Ontology annotation, biological process: transmembrane transport. NCBI's taxonomy places the organism in Eukaryota, Metazoa, Cnidaria, Anthozoa, Actiniaria, Aiptasiidae. The record is from RefSeq and is a predicted model, not a curated record. Gene Ontology annotation, molecular function: transmembrane transporter activity.